Molecule: messenger RNA, 4456 nt
Organism: Porites evermanni
Lineage: Eukaryota; Metazoa; Cnidaria; Anthozoa; Scleractinia; Poritidae
Source: the annotation of a GenBank genome assembly
AAUAUUUUUUUCCUGUUUAGGUCAUUUGCAUAUCUUACAAUACGUGACAGAAUGCCAGUUAUUUUGACCAAAGUGAUUGACCUGGUUCAUAGAAGAGCUUCAGCUUUCUAUGAUGAAAACCAACAGGUUAUCUUUUUUUCUGGUUUAGUUUGCUUUGAUAACUAUUUUCUGUUUUUUGAUCCUUCUGCUGCAUAACUUUCACAUCUUUAACUUGUACUUUAUUAAAAAUUACAGAUUACUACUUGGGCAGCAAAGGUGGCGCAGUGGUGAGAGCACUCGCCUCCCACCAAUGUGGUCCCGGUUCAUAUCCAUAAUUUGUUACCCUUACAUAAACUAGCCUAUGAAAUACAUCUCUGUUCGCAGGCUAUACAUAAACAACACAGUUUGAAAUAUUCUUUCACGUGGUGUCAUUUUUUUUGUCAACCAACUAUAAGAUUAAAGUCCUUGGCUGGUUGUUGGGAGUCAGUCAGCCGUCGUGUCCAAAUUCUGGACUAAACCGAUGUAAAUGCUCUGAUUCAGAGGUUUUUUGUACAGGUCACUAUAAAGACUUGACAGUAAACUGGAAAUCGCAAAUUAUGCAAAGUCUCUAGGACCCACUUGGGUACCUUUGCCACUGAAUAAAUUUUUCUUUCUAUUUCAAACUUACAAGGAGUAUACAGAAGACAGCAAGGAUGUAUUAGCAAAGCUUUCAAAACUGAGGUAUGAAAUAAAAACCAAUAAACCUCUGAUGUCACUGGAGGAUGACCGGCUGGAUGUAGGAAUUUGGAAUGACACCAUCGAGAACACUAAAUCACUGGUGGAUGACAACAAGGUUGCAUCUUUCACUGGUGCUUGGCUUGUUGUUGAGUGCCACAUGUAUCGCAAGAUUUAUGAGGCAUUUUCUCUCAGGUCAGUGAUAGUCAUGUGCUGAUUACAGAUUAUAACAAGUCAUUGAUCAAAGUCAAUUUGUGGAAAAUGUUCAAUCCAUUAUCGAGGCAAAAAGUUUCUUGUUAUCAAAUAAACAUGUCGUCUUUUUAAUGGUCUCAUACAUACAAAAGCAAGAGAAUUUUAUUACCAAACUCACAACCCUCCAAGUUCUAAAUCAGACACCCUAACCAUUCAAUGGCACUAAAUUCACUGAUUUCCCUUUAAUGAUAAAUUUUGUGUGUUGUUCCCGUGUUCUAAAACAUAGUACAGCAAAGAGAUUUUUCUGGCAGUAGUAAUCGGUGGUCUAUCAGGUGGAUCAAUCUGGUUAUUUCCGUUGAUCUGUAGAUCACCCUUCUAUGUGUUUUUCAACUUUUGAUAAAGAGCAGUUUACAAGCUUAUAUCCACUAAAACUUCUGUAAAGAGGGCCUUAAAAUUAGGAAAUUUACCAAGUUUGAAGGUGAUAUGUCCAAAGAGAUCAAAGAUAUUUCUCCACAAAGUUGCAAAAUUUGGUGGAGAGCACGGGACAGGCCUCCUACCAUACAAACAUCUGUAAAAUCUGUGACUUUGCAGAGCUUUAUCUUCAUUAGUUUUCAGCAAAUCACUUUCAAACUUUACUGGGUUUAUGGCAUUCUUUACAGUCAUGUUAAUGGAUUUUCACCAACUGGUCUGAGUCAAAAGUUGAAAAAACCAUGAAUGGAUCUAUUAUGGAAUCUCAGGCCCGGUUCAGACACUGCGCCACUCGUGUGCCCAACCUAACUGAUGAAUUAAGUACGGUAAAAGAGCAGCAUCUGAAUCAAUUUGGUACAGCAUUUUUAGUUAGGUGCGGCAAAAGAUCGACAGAGUCUGUCGAACUAUUGUCAAACUUUACUUAGGCAUCUGAAUCAGAUGUCAUGCCAGUGUUGCCCUGAAGUCAAGCUUAUUCAGCUAGGUUCGGCACAUGAAAAGUAUGGCAUCUGAACCAGGCCCGAACCGAUUCUUAACACUAGUGAGUGGGGAUGCUUUUUUGACUGGUACUUCAACAGAACCAAAUAUAUGAAAGAUUGUGCUUGUAAUGAAAUAUGAAAAAAGGCAAGAGCUGCACUAUAAAGCCUUCUUAGGGGGGUAGGUAUGUUCCUAGUCUGAAUUUCAUUUUGAGGAGUAGGCCAUGUCCUUGUUGGUAUUUAACCCAUCUUUAUGUCAUUUGUUGCCAUUUCAUCUGUGUUAUGUUGGUUUUUCAAUGCCAUGCCGCUGGUCAGAAUUUUACCCCAUCGGCCUCUAUUAUGCGGAAAUUUAGGACUUCCACUAGAUCUCAGUUUUUAUAUUCCUAAUAUUUUUUUUUGUGUGUGUGUGUAGCAAGCACCAUAAGAGUUUUGAUCCUUUCCAAGAGCAGAAAGAAACUUCUUUCAAAGAACUUCAAUCCUCAGCUGAGUCUCUGGCUCAGUUUCUCUGUGAAGCCAUGGAGACAACUUCUGUAAACAGUGGAGAUGGUGGAGGUGCCAUAAAAAGUGUUUUUGACACGUUGCUCCAGGUACGCAAAUUUGUAAGAAAGGAAGUAGGGAAUUUAAUAUGCAGCCUUUCAGAUAUCUGAUUUAAUGCAUUGCCAUGAUUCUGCACAAUUUAUUGAUAUCAGAAACUCAUAAAGGGUUCAACUUGAAAUGUGUAACUCCCACAUGUUUGCUUUGUUCGAUGCUCGUGAACAUUCAUUCUCGCAAGUACUAUAUUUGGAACGAGAAGAACAGAUAACAAGAGAGAAGGGAUGAUUUAUUAAACUCAGCUCAGUUUUACAUGACAUAAAGGUUAAAAUAUUUACAUAGGCAACUAAACACAGUACCACUAAGGAAUAAAAGAAAAAUUGUAACAACAAAAUAGAGAGCGUGUUGGGAUCAUCCAAAUAGCAAAGUCUAAUCAGUGGAUGACCCCUGCAAUAACUGACCAAUAGAACUUCAUAAAUGACUUGAAGUAAUUUUACUCCAGGUUCCUGUGCCUGCUCAGAAAAUAGGGUGAUUAAGCAAAAACUAUGGCUAUGAAAUUUCACUUAGAAAGUGAAUUUCCGCUGCUUCGGACUUCAUCAUGCUUAUUCUUUUUCAUUCAGUUCGUGAAAUAUUACCAAUUUAAUGUUUUUGGAGUUGAAUUCUAAAGACUGUAUCAAAGUUCAGGAAAAGAAAAAGAAAGUUGUUAUCUUGUGUUUUUUACCUCAGCAAAUCAUGAAAUAGGGCACUUUCAGAUCGAAAUCGUGCAGUGACAGCAAAAAAGCAUGAUGCUCAUGAUAAUUUGUUGUUGCACCUGUUGCUUUCCAAUUUCAGUACUUAGACCAAUGAAUAUUCGCAAGAAUUGAACGUGAGCUACAUGUUUCGAUCCCUAAUGAGUUUUUGUUGGUGUCAAAAAUAAAAAUAAUAAUCAUACACAGUCAUAUAAUCUGCAAGAAAUUUCCUCACUUAUUAAAAAUGCUAAUCAAAUAAACAUUUUUCUUUGGGAACAUUAUGCCAAAAAAUAAAGCUCCUGAAAUUUUUUAAUGUUGGUGUGAAAUAAUGGACAAUUAUUAUUUUAAGCAUAUUAUACUCUCAACUGUAAAAAUGAUGUGAAUUGCAGCCUUGAGGUUCUUUUCUGUUGCAUAAUGUGGCCUCCUGGAUGCUUUCCAUGGUAUAGGCUAAGGGUUUCAGGGUCCCAGUGCUGUGCCCCACCCAGAAUUUCCUUGAUUACUGUCUUCCCACUUGAACACAAUACCACGCCUAGCCUAACUAUAACUAACUGAAAAUUAUGUUAUUAGAUUCCCAGUCUUUUGAGAUUUUUAUGUCAUUUUCCUUUUUUGAUUAUUCUUAUUCAGUUUUGUUUGUGGGGAAACCGCUGUGAUCUUUCCAUCUCAAGUGGAGAAAUACUUGGACAACAAGGGCCUGCAAAGGCUGUCCAUCUUCAACACUUGAAAGGAAACAUUAUUGUUGACAAUUUGGAGGAUGUCUGGAAUGCAAUUCAUAGCAAUACAAAUCCCAGAAUUGACUUUGUCCUGGACAACUCUGGGUUUGAACUUUUCACUGAUCUCUGUUUUGCUGAGUUUUUGUUACAUGCAAAACUAGCAGAGAAGAUUCAUCUCCACCUAAAACAAAUCCCAUGGUUUGUUUCUGAUGCUAGCAAGAAAGAUCUUCUUUGGAUGUUUGAGGAAAUGAAGCUAUCUUCAAACGAGUUCUUACAGCAGCUUAGUGAAGGAUGGCUUAAUCGCAUUCAAGAUGGCUCAAUUGUCUUAGAAGAUCAUCAGUUUUGGACGCUGGCACAAGAUUUCGGCGAAAUGAAAAGCGUGGCCCCUGACUUGUAUGACCAUCUGUCGAAGGCCAAACUGGUAUUUUUCAAAGGUGAUUUGAAUUAUCGAAAAUUGGUUGGUGAUCGUAAGUGGCCUCACACAACUCCAUUUGUAGAAGCGCUGUGGGGAUUUUUGCCUGCUCCAUUGUGUUCGUUGAGAACUCUCAAGGCAAAUGUACAAGUUGGGUUAAUCUCAGGACAAGAUGGAAAGCUUGAUGCUAUUAGUAAGGACUGGAUGACAUCAGGUAGUUUUGCUGUGAUCCAGUAUGCUCAACCUUAA